AACAUAUAUAUAUAUAUAUAUGAAAACAUAGAUAAGCCACGAAAACAGAUAGAUAGCUAUGACAACUGAUAUAGAUCAAUAGAUAGAUAGAUAGAUAUGAAAACAUAUAGUUAUAUAGACAGGUAUGAAAACAGAGAUAGCUACAUAGAUAAGAAGAUAUAUACAUAGGUAUGAAAACAGAUAUAUAGAUAUGAAAUUCAAUAUAGAUAGAUAUUAAAACAGACAUGUGUGUGUGUGUAUAUAUAUAUAUAAACAGAUAUAGAUAUGAAAACCAAUAGAAAUAGAUAUGAAAAAGAUAUAUAGAUAUCUAUGAAAACUGAUAUAGAUAGAUAUUAAAAACAGAGAGAGAGAGAGAGAUAGCUAUGAAAGGAUAGUGUGGGAGAGGCCUUAGCUAGACACAAGCCGAGCAUCUAACCCUGAAAGCCCUGUAUGGCCAAGAUGGCUGCCUUAAUGAACGCUCAUCCCAAUGAAGUCUCUCCGAGGGAGGAAGAGGCCCAGAAACGGAGAGCCAGGCCCUGCCUCCAGAUGCGGCUCCCAUCCCUAUUCCCUCCGCAUGCAUCAUCCAAUGCAAUGUUGGGGAAGAUGUUGAGAGACCUCACAUGGAAGAAGGGUUCCUCAAACUGAGGGAGAUGAUCCGUAUGGACAUCUUGACAGCUUCCCUUCCGGACGCACCUUUCUUAGAGGAGAGGCAGGAUUAUGUAAUAGAGGAAACCUGGGAUUUGAUAGAAGCAUAUGGAAUAAGGCCAAACAAAUUGUAGGAGUCUGUGGCACGAAGGGGAUCGGGGUUUAUCCCGUGAAUAUCCCAGGAAAUGGCGGGAUUAAACAUAACGCACAAAACCCGCUGUGAAAGUGGUCACAAAGAAGCAUCAACGCGCAUCUUUUCACUUUUGGAGUUUCAGCGGCAAUGCAUUUCCGACGCAUGGCUUUAUUUGCGCCAUUGCAGGAUGUCUGCCUCGGACCGAGUCGUGGUGGUCCUGGGCGGCGCUGGCACCGUUGGUUCGGGGAUUGUCAAAGCGCUGCUGGAAAAAGGUUUCCAAGUUGCCGUAAUUUCCCGGGAUGAAAGCCGACUGGAGAAACUGAGGCAGUUUUUGCCACCUUCGGCCUGCGAUCGCCUCCAUGCGCUCGUUGGGGAUGUAGGGUCGGAGGAAGGGGCCGAGGACGCCAAGGGAGCCCUCCUGAAGGCCGUGGGGAAGGUGACGGACGUUGUCUCCUCGCUGGGCUUCAGCUGGUGGCAAGGAGGACCCCCGCUUUCUCAGUCCCUCAAAGAGCUGCACCGGGUCUUGGACACGCUCCUCCUUAGCACCUUCACUGCCUGGAAGGCAUUCUUUCCUCUGGUCAAGGACAAUCCCAAUGGGUCCUACACCUUCAUUACAGGAGGGGCUGGUGAGCGUCUCCUGAUGCCCGGCACAGGAUUCCUAACCCUGGGGGCUGCCGGAGCCCUGGCAUUUUCCCUCAUAGUGAGGGAGGAGUACCCAGACGUCCCCUGCAAGCUGAACGAGGUGAAGAUCAACAUGGGGGUGACCACUCCGGAGCGCCUGGGCCCAGGCUACGUGAGCCACUUGGAGGUGGGCAAAGCAGUGGCCUCCUUGGUGGAGAAGAGAGCCGUCUCCCACACGGUGCUGAGCGCCGUCUCUCCAGCCGACCUGAAGACCCUGGCGCUGGAGGGGAAGAUCUGAGGAUCCACCAGCUGUGACCCUUCCCUUCCAUUGACCCCUCUUGUCCUGAUCCUCUGUGGGCUCUCUCAAGCUAGGUAGGGAAAGGGGGCUUCAUGUUGCCUUGAGGUAGGUUGCCAAGGGGUGGGCCGGGGGCAUCUUACCUUAGUCAGAUCCUUAUGCUGGACUAGUGGAAGAUGGAUCCUUUCACGAGGCCACUAAUGGGGCCAUCUCUUUGCAGUAUGGGUCAAACACAGGAAUGCUAGAUAAGGGCCCAGAUCCUGGUGCAAGUUCACUUUCUCCUCUCUCCUUGUACGCUUACCCUUCUCAUUUGGUGCUGCCUCCCACCAUGGCCAUUUAGUGGACAGAGGAAGACGGUCAAGCAGUGACCAGAGGUAAAUCUAAAAGGGGUUCCCAUACCUUUAGUGGCUGUACAGAAGAGGGGCUGUGCCCUUGGGAAUGGCCUGUGGCCCAUUUGGCUCAAAAAGAAGGGCCUUUCCAGAUGCCAACAGCUUUGCAUGUCCUUGCCAUAACACGGUUCCUGCUUUGGGGCAAUUGUCAUAGUCUCCUGCAGCUUUUAAUAAACAUUUUCAUAUAUUUAAUAAACCUUAAA
This is a messenger RNA of Sceloporus undulatus (fence lizard), 2265 nucleotides long. RefSeq lists its product as uncharacterized. The record is from RefSeq and is a predicted model, not a curated record. Gene Ontology annotation, cellular component: mitochondrion. Gene Ontology annotation, molecular function: 2,4-dienoyl-CoA reductase (NADPH) activity. Lineage: Eukaryota; Metazoa; Chordata; Lepidosauria; Squamata; Phrynosomatidae. Gene Ontology annotation, biological process: fatty acid beta-oxidation. The transcript is spliced from 7 exons. Bases 810 to 1676 code for a protein of 288 amino acids.